Molecule: messenger RNA, 3357 nt
Organism: Dunckerocampus dactyliophorus (ringed pipefish)
Lineage: Eukaryota; Metazoa; Chordata; Actinopteri; Syngnathiformes; Syngnathidae
Gene: slc31a2
Product: solute carrier family 31 member 2
Exons: 4
Coding region: 2011-2625 (204 amino acids)
Biological process (GO): copper ion transmembrane transport
Cellular component (GO): membrane
Molecular function (GO): copper ion transmembrane transporter activity; protein binding
Source: RefSeq, a predicted model, not a curated record
GAUGAUUGUGAGGUUUGCUGUGUCUUGUUAAUUACUGUAUCCUGUUUACAGGUGAGUUGAACAGUAAAUUUGAGCCAGGUAAGUGACGUAAACAAUGUAAACAUGUCAUCAGACGAUGUAAUCCUCAGUAAUGACUCAUGAGGCUGUUGUUAAAACACCCGGAAACAACGGAGUCAUGCAAUUUUCACGCUCAAUGACGUCAUAUAUCGCCAGUCAGGUCAUGUUAGCCCCUUGAAUGUUUUUAUAAGACUUUAAUAUACUAGGGCGACCAGUACAGAGUGUACCCGGCCUCUCGCCGGAAGUUACCUGGAUGGAUGUAGUAUGGGGUAAAAUGUAUAAUAUUGAAACUAGAUUCCGUAAUGCCACCGGAGCCGACGCUAACUGUUAGUAACUAGACGGAAAAACGAGCUAUUCGUGCUUAGGCAAUGCACACUAACCCACCUGCAACAAGUGCUUGGAGGUGAUUUUGUGCAAGUAACGUAUUUUAAGUCUCGACAGAGGAACACAGAGCCAGAGACUCUUUUUAAACUUUAUUUAUGAUCUUAAUAAGCCAACAAUAGUUCCGAGACCGCACACAUAUUCAAUGUUGCUAACUUUUCAGUCAGAAAAGUAGCUAUUGGCUGUCCUAGAAGUCUCAUUUGCAUAUAAUUUGCAUAUAAUGUUGUAAAACGCUGUAGGAAAAAUGCAAAAUCUCGUAGGAGAGACAAAAAUGUGAGUAAAAACACCUUAAUUAUGUUUAGAACUUCAAAUAAUUGAUUCUUGGUUUGUUAAUUUAAAAUUGUCCUUCAUUUCAUCAAAAAUAAAAUAAUAUUUUAUCUAGUCCAGCGCCUCUCAAAGUUCUCCCAUCACACGGUAGCAGUUGAGGACUUUGUAAAAUUAGCUCAAUUGAACAGCGAAUAACAGAUUAUGCUGGGUUUAUUCUAUGGCUCACAUUAACAUGACAGAUGUGGUUCGUGAGUAGCACACUCUUCUGGUGAAUAUAUGUAAUAGCAAUGAAUUUGCACUUUGGAUGCCCAGAGCUCCACAUCACCACCUGCCGCUGCUCAGUAAGAACACAAAAUGCAGAACAAUACGUGCUUUCACCAUAUUAGAAAACUCCCGAGCCUGCCACUACCAAAUGCAGAAAAACUUGUUCAUGCUUCCGUGACCUCCAGGUUGGAUUAUUGUAACUUCUUGUUAAUCGGGUGCCCUAAGCAAUCUUUAAAGACCCUUCAGUUAUUCCAAAAUGCCACGCACGAGUCUUAACCGGUACCAGAAAAAGAGAUCAUAUCUCAUAUGUAUUAGCCUCACUGCACUCGUUAACUGUCAGAUUUAGAAUUGAGUUUAAAAUUAUCCUUCUUACAUAUAAAGCACUACACGGUCAGGCACCAGUAUAUCUUAAAGAGCUCCUGGAACCCUAUCAACCCCGUAGAACACUUCACUCCCAGAAUUUACAAUUACUUGGCACUCCUAGAAUCUCCCAAUUUAAAAGUAAACUCAAAACUCAUCUCUUUGCUAAAACAUAUAGUUAGAACUGACUAUUGUUUUUGUAUUUGUUUUUAUAUCUCAAUCCAACCGGUCGAGACAGACGCCCGCCCCACAGAGCCUGGUUUCUGUCCAAGGUUUUUUCCCCAGAGGGAGUUUUUCCUUGCCGCCGUCACCAAGUGCUUGCUCACGUGUGGUUUCAGUUGGUUCUCUGUUUUCAUUUAUGAACGUGACAUUGAUGUGUAAAGUGCCAUGAGAUAACAGCUAUUGUGAUUUGGCGCUAUAUAAAUUGAAAUUAAUUGAAAAUGGCUAAAAAUGCUACUAUGCUAAUGUUAGCAUGCUAGCAAUGGUAACAUGCGAACAUUAGCAUGCAAACACAUAGCAUAAUAGAGCCAAGUGUUUAUAUGUGUGUCUAGCUAUGAAAAUGGCAAAAAAUGCUACUAUGUUAAUGUUAGCAUGCUAGCAAUGCUAACAUGCUAAUAUUAGCAUACUAGCACCAAGCAUGAUAGUGCUGAUAGUGCUAAGUCUUUAUAAAAGUAUCUACCUAUGAAAAUGGCUAAAAUGUCACCAGUGCUGUACAUUGGCCUGGAGUACGGCCUGACCAACAACUUCAAGCUGGCGGAGCUCUUCUUCACCCAAGAGCUGAGUAACACUCCAGAGGACCCGUUCCUUGAUGCCAUGGAGAAGAUAAAAGCCAUCGGGAAUGAGAUGACCUUUUAUGCGUCAAGCAAUGUGACGCUGCUGUUUGACUUCUGGAAUGUGAACAGCCCUGGAGGUAUGGUCCUAUCUGUGGUAGUAGUCAUGCUGCUGACAGUCUUCUACGAGUUGCUCAAAGUGUGGCGAGUGUGGCUUAGCACGAGCACGUUUGCUCACCAUUCUUCUUAUACGGCGGGCCCGCCGUCCCACCACAGCGACAGUGUUUCCGUGCUGGAAAACAACCCCUCGGAAGCUUCGCUCACAGAGGGACACCAUUCUUUUCCAAGCACCAGGGGCCGAUGGUUGAGACACGGGAUCCAGACGCUGCUCCACAUGCUGCAGGUGGCUUUGGGCUACAUGCUGAUGCUGUGCGUCAUGUCCUACAACACCUGGAUCUUCCUCGGCAUCAUUGUUGGUUCUUCAUUGGGCUAUUUCAUCUCAUUCCCUCUGCUGCGUCAGCAUUGAUGGACCGUUACGGCUCAGCAGCUCAGAUUUGGUUGUUUUUUGUUUUGUUUUGUUUUGUUUUCAGAAUUAAAAGGAUAAAGUGCCCAUAAAAAUAUGUGGAAAUCCUCUUGAAAGAGCAGUUUUCAUGCCUGCAGGCCUUUAUAAAUGAUCACAGAGCCCAUAUGAAGCAUUACAUAUCUCAGGAUGAAAUUGUAUUUUUAUGGUUCUGUGUGGGCGCCAUACUCUAAUUCAGGUUAUCAUGUUUGCAUCACUGUUUGGGAAAGCUUUUUUUUUUUUUAUUAAGCGUACAUGAUUUACUGUGCUUGGAAUUGUGAAGUAUGGUCUAUGCCAAUUCAGAAAAUGUACAACACAAUGGUGAAAUGCACAAAUUAUUUACAGCAAAGGGAUAGCUGGGGAAAUCAUUUUGACCAUUACUUUUCAUACACAUUAACUUUGUAGAUGAUUCUUUGUAAUAUUUGACACAAACCUGAGCACUAACCUUUUUGUUUGCUAAAAGAAGUGAAAGUUCGUUUCCUAUUAAUAAACAGGGUGAAUGUUUGUUAUAUAGUUGAUCAUAUAAAAAAAAUAAUAAAAAUGUGCAAUGUUUUAAUUUGUUGUUUUAACACAUUUUGCUAUAUUCAAAGUGAGGCCUUAAAGUACCCCUCUACUCGGCACUAACAAUUGAAAAUCAUAAGUAGUAGAUGUAAAACCUACAUCAAUAAAAAGAACUUUAUCGUAUUAACAUACUGUAAU